Molecule: messenger RNA, 1989 nt
Organism: Leishmania braziliensis MHOM/BR/75/M2904
Lineage: Eukaryota; Euglenozoa; Kinetoplastea; Trypanosomatida; Trypanosomatidae
Exons: 1
Coding region: 1-1989 (662 amino acids)
Biological process (GO): rRNA processing
Cellular component (GO): preribosome, small subunit precursor; preribosome, large subunit precursor; nucleus
Source: RefSeq, a predicted model, not a curated record
AUGAAGAUCAAGAAGAAGGACCUGCGCAAGCGCGAGGCGCAGCUGCCGAUUAACUACCCGGAUCCCGAUGUCCUUCCUGACUCACUGCCAGGGGGCAUCAUCAACCUCGAGACAGAAAUGGUGCAGGUGGAGAUUCUGUGUAAGCGACUAGCCCACAACGAGGUGGCAGUGCGUGAUGCCGUUCUGGCCGAGGUGCCACACUAUCUGGAGCGACUCACUGACGCCAUGGCGGAGAUGGAGAAAGCCUAUGAGGCCGAGAUAGCCGAGGUGCGGGCUUACUUCACGACGCACCCAAAGACGCCAAACCCGUACCGCUACGAGAACCUUCCGCUCGCGCUGCAGCAGUUCCGAGAGAAGGCCACUGAGCAGGAGCGCAAGGACCGCCGGCGCAUGACCAUGCGCGAAUUCCGCCAUCGGCAGGCGCAGGAGCGGCGUGACAAGGAGAGCUAUGGCCGCUACGGCAGCCCCGCAGGGGAUUCCGUAGCGGGCAACGAUGUCGAUCCGGAAGCUAGUCUGAACGCCGGACCGAAGCCGGCGCAUGUGUAUCAAGGCCAGAAUGUGCACCGCGAGCGUUAUCAGACUUGGAUGGAGGCAUGGUGCAAUUUGGAGCUUGUGUUUCUGAAACUCUGCCGCGGGAUCUUCUUCUGCCUAUGGCACUCUGAUAAGCCGCUCGUACAGCUCGCCUGCGCGCAGAAGAUCGCGGACCUUCUUCAUGCCCCGCGCUCGACGCGCUGCAAGGUGCUCUUUUAUGGGUCUCUCUUCCGCGUGCUGGCGCGCGAGUGGCCCACGAUUGACCGGUACCGCAUGGACAAGUAUCUGGCCCUCGUGCGUCGUAUGGUGUUCGGGUACGUGAAGUUUGUGAAGGAUGUGCGCGACGACAAUGCAAUGGGUCCAUCACUUAGUACUUUUCCUGCAAAGCGAGACAGCAACGCCUCCGCAGCGCAGCGGUCUCCAUCCGAGAAGAGCAAGAAGAGCACUAAGCGAAGUCGCGACGGUGAGGGCGCGGAGGCGGAGGCGGAGGAUGACACCACGGCUCUUGGUUCGUUGUGGAAGACAGCCGCUGGUAUCUCUCAGGCGUCUUUGCGCAAGUACAUGGGGACUGCCACUGCCGCCGUAAACGUAGCGGGCGAAAUCUUCUACAUUUUGCAGCGUCAGAUCUUCUCGUCAAGCACGAGUGUCGGCCUGACGAUGCACAUCUGCGAUGUGGCCUUUGAUGAGCUUGUCAGAGCAGAGCUUGGCACGAACCUCUUCCUCGCCUUGUCUGCCGGCAUUCCCCUCUACGCCAUGAGCCAAGGCAACUACGUGGAGAAGCGAGUACUGGACAACUUCUUUCCCCCGCUGGCCGGCGGCGUGUACGCGCAGAGGCGCGCGGAGCAGCUAGCGCAGGCGAUGAGGGCCAAGGCACUGGGGGCUCAGAAGCGUGCUAGCAAGAGAAACGGCAACGGAGACCCCACAGCUUCACCGGAGGCUAUUGAGGCUUUGGCCGCAGAGCAGGCGGCCGCUGAGGCUCGCACCGUGAUGCAGGAGGUUGCGUUUUGCUGCAGCAAGUACGCUGUUGCCCGCGGGGUGGCGUGUGAGGCGCGUCCCAUGUUCUCUGAGGCAGAGCUCAUCAUGCGGCAAUCGGCGGAUCCUGAGCACUUCGAGCCACUAACGCACACGGCUCAGCGUCGGCGCAUCGAACAGGAGUUGAAGGAGGUGGAUGGGACGCGUGAAAAGGUUCGCAGCGAGCGCCAGGCAAUGCGUGAAAUGAAGAUGCAGGACCGUCACGCAGCGCUCAAAGAGAAGGUCAAGGCGCGCGAGGCGGCUGUUCUGGCGGAGAAGGGCCACAAGGCUGCGGGUGUGAGCAAAUCGGUGCUGCGGAAGCAAAUCAUUGCCGAGGAAAUGCGGGCGAAGAGAAAGCCGGUGCACAAUACGAAGCGCAAGAAGGCUUAUAACCUCACAAAGAAGGAUCUCUAUGGUGACCCCGACGAGGAGGGUGGCGACGACUAG